ACCUGAGUGACGUCACAGCAAUGGCGGCGGCCGGGCGGCUGCUGCCGCUGCUGCUGCUCCUCCCCCUGCCCGCGCCUCCCCCGUGUCCGGUCCCUGCUCGCUGCCCAUGGCCGUGGGCCGGUGCCGUGCCGCGGUGCCGCGCUUCUGGUUCAACAGCACCAGCGGCUCCUGCCAGAGCUUCACCUAUGGAGGCUGCGAUGGGAACGCCAACAACUUCCCUACGGAACGGGAAUGCGGGAGAGCUGCGGUGAAUCUUCUGCACCGCUCCUUGCCUUGGCCCAGCGCUGACUCCAGCUAUGCCGCGCACUGCCUGGUUCCCGCGCAGACCGGCCCCUGCCGCGCCUCGUUCCCGCGCUGGUUUUACAGCGCGCGCGACGGCAGCUGCCGCCGCUUCACUUACGGCGGUUGCCAAGGCAACGGUAACAACUACGGCAGCCGGGAGGCGUGCGAGGAGCGCUGUGCCCGAGGGUGA
Molecule: messenger RNA, 472 nt
Organism: Melopsittacus undulatus (budgerigar)
Lineage: Eukaryota; Metazoa; Chordata; Aves; Psittaciformes; Psittaculidae
Gene: SPINT2
Product: serine peptidase inhibitor, Kunitz type 2
Exons: 4
Coding region: 107-472 (121 amino acids)
Molecular function (GO): serine-type endopeptidase inhibitor activity
Source: RefSeq, a predicted model, not a curated record